AUGAAAUUAUUAUCGUUGAACCAGAAUCUAAUCUCGGUACUCUGUUUCAUUUUAACUUUUUUAUCCAUUGUUCAAGCACAGAAUAAGUUUAAUUAUAAUAAAAAAGAUAAGAUUAUAUAUCAGAAUUAUUCCAAAAAUAAUAACAAUAUCAAAUCUAAUAGCAAUUCAUCUCAACGUUCGACAGAUAUAUUCCCGCAAAACACAAAUACAAACUACAGUAAUAAUACUAUCAAAAAUCAUGGAGUAAAAUCAUUCACAACUUUUUCAUCAAUGAAAAAUCCAAAUGUACCAACUGAUGGUCUAGCGGUAGCAGCUGCAGCUGCGGGUUCCUUGAAUUCUUUCAACAACAAGCUUACUAAAACGAAAAAAUUGAUGAACAAUAACAAUACAAGUGAUCUAUUAUUAAGUACUUUUGACCUUUCUCAAAUUCUUUUGGUUUCAGAUAUUGAGGGUCAAUUACAUGCUUUGGAAAGAAACACUGGAAAAGUUCUUUGGUCUAUCGAGGACGGAAUAAAUUUUCAUCCUUUAUUAGAAAUAAAUAUUUUUGACCCUGAUGAUACCAACUUUAAAGAUUUAUUGAUCGUAGAACCGUACGGUGACGGCAAUUUGUUUUUUUUCAAUUCAUAUCGUGGGUUACAAAAAAUUCCUGCAACAAUUAAACAAUUGAUCGAUUUAUCUCCUAUAGAUUUGAAAACCAAUAUUAUAAUCGAUGAAUCAAAUACCGUUGUAGAAGAUGAAAAGAUUUACACUGGUUUUAAGAAAACCGCAAUGUAUUCUAUAGAUUUGAAAACUGGCCAGAUUAUAGCUGCAUAUGGACCAGGUACUGAAAAUAAAGUCUAUAAUAGAGAUAAGAGUAAAAGGUGUUCUUUAAGUUCCACCAUGGCUUCAUUCUCUUCUUCCUCUUCCUUUUCUUCCUCUUCUUUUCAUAAUUCCUCAAACUUUGGUUAUAACGAAAGAAAAGUUCCUACAGAUUGCCAGAGCGUUAUAGUGAUUGGAAAAACAAUAUAUGAAUUGGGGAUACACUCACCAAAUGGUACAUAUUACAAUUUAACUUAUUCGGCGUGGCAGCAUAAUAAUGUCAACUCGCAAUUGGUUUCUAAAAACAAUUUCCCUCAAGACGGUGUAUUUAUAUCUCCAUUUAAAGACCAUUCUCUAUUAGCUAUAGAUGCUGAUUUACACACAGCCAAGUGGAUCUCUCCUAAAUUUAAAGGUAUCAUUAAUAACGUUUUUGAUAUAUUUAUGGAUUCUGCUGGACAUAAAUUUUUAUUACCGCAUCCCUUAAAAGCUGGUUCUAGGAUUUUAGAUGAUUAUAAUUCCAACAUGUUUAAACCAUAUCUCUACGACACCAACGGCAAGGAUAAAAAUAUUAACAAACAAGGGGAGAAUAACGAUAAUAUGUGCGUCUAUUUGGACAAAACAGAGCGUAAUUCAUGGUUCGCCAUGUCAAGCGAAAACUAUCCAUCCUUAGUGGAUUCUGCACCAGUAUCCAAUUAUGAGCUGGAUUCUAAAUGGAGAAAUCCUGGAUUGUUGAAAGAUGAUGGGUUGUUUGAUAUUGCAGUAAUGGGUGUUCAUACUUUAAAGUCAAAUUUUUAUGAAAGCCAGUCUUCAAAUGAUAGAACAAACAAUUACAAUUAUGAUAUCACAACAAUUAAAAAAUCAGAUACAAAUAGUAACAAUAUUAAGAAUAAUAAUGAGAAUGAUGUACCAAAUUAUAACAGUUUGUCUGGAUAUAAUUCCAUUCCAGCAACUUAUGACGAUUAUGCUGACACUUCCAACGGGGGAGAUUAUUAUGACGACGCUUAUGGGUAUAAUUCAGGUAGUCAUAAUGCAGUUGAGAACAACAAUGUUAAUUCCAAAGCAGUUAGAAAAUAUAUCUCAGAACAAGAAUUAUUGGAAUAUAAAUUAAAAGUACAAGAGGAAUUGGCUCGUGAAUUUUUAUUAACAUCCCAAAAUAAAAGGUCUAUUUCCUAUUGGAUUGCUUAUUUCAUAUAUAAAUGUGUUGAAAGUGGUAUCAUUUUAUCCAUAUCUGUAUUUACUUUUGCUAUGUUGAGUAAAUUUAAAAUUAUACCGCCUUUUCCUGUAAUUUUUGAAAAAAUUGGUCUUUUACCCAGAAGCAAGUUGAAUACCCCUACUCACGUUGAAAUUACUGAACCGAACACUUCUAACACCACCACCGACAAUAAUACGGAGCUAGACAAUGCUAGUCAAGAUAGUAUCAAACCUGCUGCUGCUGCUGAUGCUACUACUACUACUGCUACUACUACUGCUGCUAAUAUACCAAAAAGGAAACGCAAGAGGGGAAAACGUGGUGGUAAAAGGAACAAUAAAAAUAAAGUAAAUGUUGAUGAGGAUGAAAAUGAAGAACAAGAACAAGUAAGCAUGACGAUGAAGAGGGCCGAACAAGAGAGAGGGGAGGAGGAGGAGGAGGAAAAAAAAACAACCACAAGAAAUAAAAAUAAAAAUAUCAAUACUUUUCCGACGGCUGUUGAUACCACAACUAAUAAUAGUGACCAUAAUUCAAAAGCUUUAGCAGAAUCUGGUGAUAACAUCAACAAUUUGAAAAAUUUACAAAUAUCGGAUAAGAUCUUAGGAUACGGUUCUUCAGGUACUGUUGUUUAUAAAGGUACUUUUCAAAAUAGACCGGUUGCUGUAAAAAGGAUGUUGUUAGAUUUUUACGAUAUUGCGUCACAAGAAAUUCAAUUAUUAAGUAUGAGCGAUGACCAUCCUAAUGUUGUUAGGUAUUAUUGUUCCGAAAUGACUGAUAAAUUUUUGUACAUUGCUUUAGAGUUAUGUACAACCUCCUUGGAUGCUGUAGUUGAAGAAAAGGGAUAUCAUCUCACAUCUUUUAAAUUCGAGCAUCUAAUUUCCAGCAUAGAUUAUUUAGAUAUUCUGUAUCAACUAUGUUUGGGAUUGCAAUACUUGCACAGUUUAAAAAUUGUGCACAGAGACAUAAAACCUCAAAAUAUUUUAUUAUCCUUAUCCAAAAAUAUUUUAUAUCCUUCUACCAAACAAUCAAUUGUUGAUGAUACUUGGAAGUCCACUUCGGCUGACAGUCAUUCAAACACUUUGAAAAAGAUAAGAGUGUUAAUAUCUGAUUUUGGUUUAUGUAAAAAGUUGGAAGCUGAGGAAUCCUCUUUUAAAACUAACCAUGCCACUGCUGCUGGAACUACUGGCUGGAGAGCGCCUGAGCUUUUGAAACCUAAACAAUAUACAUCACUCACCAAAUCCACAGCAUUAUUGGAUGCAAUUACCAGUGAAGACGAAAAUUCGCAGUAUAGUGUGAGUAGCGGCAAAUCUAUUGAACCUUUGGUUUACGAUCCAAUUUCUAGGCGAAGACUGACCCGAGCUGUCGAUAUUUUUUCAAUGGGAUGUGUUUUCUACUACGUUUUGUCCAAGGGUUCUCAUCCGUUUGGCGACAAAUUCAUCAGAGAAAGCAACAUUAUUAAAGGUGCUUAUGAUAUAAAAUAUAUCAAGGUUUUGCCAGAGAAAUGUCAGAGUUUAGAAGCUAUGGACUUAAUAGAGAAAAUGAUUUCCAAUAACCCAUGUAAUAGACCAAGUGCCUCUAUGAUUUUGAGGCAUCCUUUAUUUUGGAGUGUUUCUCGUAAAUUAGAGUUUUUAUUAAAGGUCAGUGACCGAUUUGAAGUCGAAAGAAGAGAUCCACCCAGCGAAUUACUUUUAAAAUUUGAAAAAAUAGCGAAUAAAAUCAUACCUAAUCACGAUUGGACCAAGAAAUUUGACCAAGUCUUUUUAGAUAAUCUAGGAAAGUAUAGAAAAUAUAGUGGAGCAAGAAUUAUGGAUUUAUUGAGAGCAUUUAGAAAUAAAUAUCAUCAUUUCAUGGAUUUACCAGAGGAUUUGGCAUCAAUCAUGGGGCCUAUUCCAGAGGGUUAUUAUUAUUAUUAUGCUAGAAGAUUCCCCAAUCUUUUGUUAGAAAUUUAUUAUUUUGUUGGAGAAAACUUGAAAGAUGAUCAAAUAUUGAAAGAAUUUUUUUAG
Saccharomycodes ludwigii is the source of this 3990-nucleotide messenger RNA. RefSeq names its product bifunctional endoribonuclease/protein kinase IRE1 (gene IRE1). Gene Ontology annotation, biological process: intrinsic apoptotic signaling pathway in response to endoplasmic reticulum stress; IRE1-mediated unfolded protein response; mRNA processing. The transcript has a single exon. The coding region runs from base 1 to 3990 and encodes 1329 amino acids. The record is from RefSeq and is a predicted model, not a curated record. Gene Ontology annotation, molecular function: ATP binding; RNA endonuclease activity; protein serine/threonine kinase activity. NCBI's taxonomy places the organism in Eukaryota, Fungi, Ascomycota, Saccharomycetes, Saccharomycodales, Saccharomycodaceae. Gene Ontology annotation, cellular component: IRE1-TRAF2-ASK1 complex.